Messenger RNA from Rhipicephalus sanguineus (brown dog tick), 2450 nucleotides. Its product is annotated as zinc finger protein 641-like. Gene Ontology annotation, molecular function: RNA polymerase II cis-regulatory region sequence-specific DNA binding; DNA-binding transcription factor activity. The record is from RefSeq and is a predicted model, not a curated record. Gene Ontology annotation, biological process: regulation of transcription by RNA polymerase II. The transcript has 2 exons. The coding region runs from base 265 to 846 and encodes 193 amino acids. NCBI's taxonomy places the organism in Eukaryota, Metazoa, Arthropoda, Arachnida, Ixodida, Ixodidae.
UAUAAAGCUUCACAGAAAAGAGCCAUAUAAUGAUUGCAGAACCCCUGUUUAUGGAAUUUCAUGUCAGCUAGUGUACUUUUUAUCCAUGCAGAGACAGAUCACUCAAGUGCAGUACCUUAAAGCAAAAAUUUAUCGCAUGCUUUAAUUGUAGCUUUCUUAGUCAUGCUUGCAAUACACCGUAAUUUUGUAAAUAUACAAGCUGCAGUUCUCAACCUUUCUUUAACUUCCUGCAGAUCCAUGUUCCGUAAGAGUGAAAAUUGAAGAAUGUUCCACAUGGCCAGAAGAACCAGCUGGUCCACCUGCUGCUUCCGUAAGAGUGAAAUUGAAGAAUGUUCCACAUGGCCAGAAGAACCAGCUGGUCCACCUGCUGCUUCUGUAAGAGUGAAAAUUGAAGAAUGUUCCACAUGGCCAGAAGAACCAGCUGGUCCACCUGCUGCUUCCGUAGAAGUGAAAAUUGAAGAAUGUUCCACAUGGCCAGAAGAACCAGCUGGUCCACCUGCUGCGAGUGUAUCGCCGGCUUCUUCUGGACAAUUCGUGUGGAUAGAGAAUGUGCCCAGCGUUCUGGUCCAGGAUUCUAGCAGUGUCGACAACGACGACCUGCCUCACAAGUGUCAGCAAUGUGGCAAGAGUUUUGCGUACCCAGGGGGCCUUCGAAGGCACAUCCUCAGCCACACGAAAGAGAAACCCUAUACGUGUCCGUACUGCCCUGAGGCGUUCUUCAAGAAGCACCGUCUUACCGCCCACGUCCGGCGGCACACAGGUGACAAACCGUACCUCUGCCAGCUCUGCUCUCUGGCCUUCACCUGUGAGAGCACCUUCUCCAAGCACAUGCAGGAACACAACUGAGAGCAUCAUCCGCACUCAAUCAACUGAGGGCCUGUGACGAGCUUCAGUUGCGUCUUUGCAAUUGUUCCGUUCUGAAUCAAUGCUUUGUGAAAAACUGCACCAGAUUCCUUUCAGUGUCUGAUGAACCCUCUGGUCAGAGUAGCUGUGACCAUGGAUGUGUUAACACCCAGCUGCGUAGUUCAGAGCCUGUCAUGCUUCUUGUCGCAUGGGUGCCCAUGGUGUUCCCCAAUGAAGAUUUCUGUUUCUAAGUUGCUUUAGCUGUAAUGAAGACAUUGCGAGAGACUGUAGCCCCUCAGGUAGUAAACUUCAAUAAAUGAUCAAUUUUUGCCAUCGUCUGACGUCAGGCAGGUAUGUCCGUGGGUGCGGUUCUUGGUUCAUACAUACAACGCAUCUAUAAGUGAUGUGCAACAAUUGACUGAAGGUGGACCGCUGCCUCUUUUUCUUUGUGCUGUCACAGGCUGUGACAAUGAAUUUGCGUGUGUGUAUAUAUCCACUUAUAUUUUUUGUAAUGGUGCCCAACAGUUGCUGUGAGAACAUUUUUGUUAAUAUAGGUAACUGGCAGUUAACAUUAGACCAGUUUAAGUUGUACGAUGUUUGGGUAAGUGUGACUCUGAAGCCAGGGAAAGAAUGACAGAACUUGCAGUAACUGCAGAUGUGCAAGGGCCUUGCUUGGAAUGUGUGUUUAGCUGCAUCAAUACAAUAAAGGCAAGCUGUCUUGCGUUAACAUUCUUUUUUUGUCAGAACAUACUUGCCAAAAAUUUAAGUGAACAAAUCAAGCAGCUUUCAUGUAUAACAGCAAGGCAAUGAAGUAUCUUUUUCUGAACUCUCGGUUGCAUGAAAUGUUUAUGCAGUCUUCUUUUGUGAAAGAACUGGAAGAAAUUGACAUACAAAGCUCCUACUGUUUGCAGUGUUUCAGAACGUCUGAUCUGUUGAUAAAUUCACACUUCUGGGGUGCCCAACUUGAUAACAGUGAUUCCCUCUUACUCAGAUUGUCUUGGCUGUGCAUGGAAAUUAGUGAUUGCCAUUGAGAGUGGUUGUGUGUCUUCAGUAAGAUGCUUCCAUUGUUCUAUUCAGAGUUGCGUGCAGCCAGUGUGUAGCAAACACUUUACAUUGUCUGUGACUGCAUCCAGAUGCCAAAUAGUUGAGUUCACUGACUGUUUCUUUUGUUUGCUAAUGACAGUUGUAAAUGAAAAAGGCACCCAGUACAGCAGUGCCUACAGUGUGUAUUGAGACUGCUGCCUUUUUACAAAUAGGAUGUUUAGGUACCAACGGAAUGAACAUCAGGCACUGUCAAGCUCAUUAGCAUUAAUACAUUCUACAGCAUAUAAGUGACCUUGGGAAACAUUAGGUAAAAAUAUAUUUUGAGCUGAUAAUAAUAACGAUGCUUCAGUUGGACAAUGAUUGCUACUCGCAAAAAAGUGUUGCCAUUGCAAGAACAGCCACUUUACUGGCCCCAUUCAUAGUUUGCUGUGCAUAGUUGGGCAUCUGCACUGUUCGUCGGUAUUAAAAAUGCGAGUUGACAAUUUCACUUAAUCUGUUCUUGUGCUGAGUUGACUCGACUGUAUGUCGCAUUUUGAAGAAAUAAAAACCUCUGUCGUUCUGUU